Molecule: messenger RNA, 1647 nt
Organism: Amphiprion ocellaris (clown anemonefish)
Lineage: Eukaryota; Metazoa; Chordata; Actinopteri; Pomacentridae
Gene: f2rl2
Product: coagulation factor II (thrombin) receptor-like 2
Exons: 2
Coding region: 167-1297 (376 amino acids)
Biological process (GO): blood coagulation; positive regulation of Rho protein signal transduction; thrombin-activated receptor signaling pathway
Cellular component (GO): membrane
Molecular function (GO): thrombin-activated receptor activity
Source: RefSeq, a predicted model, not a curated record
CUAGCGGGAAGCUGAGUCUGAGCACACACCAUUAUUAGUUCUACUGCUGCUGCAGAGAUGCAAAACAUCAAAUUUCACCGAUGUAAAACUCCUGAAAAGAAGCAACGGCAACACAGGUGAAGACAGGAAAUCUUUAAAAACGUUGGGAUCUAAACUGAAGGGGGACAUGGCUGAUCUUGUGCCAGGAUUACUCAUUUGUCUGAUGGCAGUACAGACCAGUCAGCAUGAAGGAAAUUCCACCAAGAACAAAACCAAUACUCAACCUGGUGUGAUACCAAAAACCUUCAAGGGGUUAAUCUACAAACCCAAUCACACAAACCAGCUGCCAGCCCUGCUCCAUCCCAGCACAGACCCUCCCCUGUACGUGAACCCAGAGGACCCAGUGACAGCCUACACCACGGGGGUCCUGAGCACCUGGGUCAUACCUUCAUCAUACAUCUUAGCCAUGCUGGUGGGAAUCCCCUCCAACGCCUACAUCCUGGCCUUCCUGAGACUCAGACUGAGGGCAAAAUCCUUGGCCACAGUAAUACUGUACCUGAACCUGGCUUUGACUGACCUGCUGCUCCUGCUUUCUCUUGCACUGCGUGUUCAUUACCACUUAAAUGGAAACAACUGGAUAUUUGGGGAAAUUUCCUGCCGGCUUAUUACAGCUUUGUUCUAUGGGAAUGUGUACUGUUCAGCUCAGACUAUAGCGUGCAUCAGUCUGAAACGCUACCUGGCUGUAGUGAAACCAUUUCUGUACAGAAGGCUGGCUAAGACUAGGCUGGCACUGUGGGCUUGUUUGAUUGUAUGGUUCCUGUUUGGAGUUGCUAUUAUACCUGAGCUCCUUGUGAGGCAGAGCUACCAGAUUACCCAGCUAGGAAUCACCACUUGUCAUGAUGUACUUCCACUAGAAGAAAAAUCUCAUUCCCCACUGGUGCCAUAUAGGCUCAUGCUAGUUAGUCUGGGCUUCAUAAUGCCUCUACUGAUUUGUAUCUAUGCCCAUACGGCAGUUGCUUACCACCUUGGACAAAGUGCUUGUGACUGGAGACCAUUUAUCAAGGUCAGCACUCUGGUCUUUAUCAUCUUUGUGGUGUGUUUCUUGCCCAGCGGCAUCCUGCACAUCGCCCACUACAUCCGCCUGUUCACUAGCGGGGACGACAGACUCUAUGGAUAUUACAGAGUAGCAGUGUGCCUCUGCUGCUUCCACAGUUGUCUGGAUCCCUUCCUGUGUAUCCUCAUUUCCAAAACGGCAACCUCAGAACUACAAUUCAUUUCCCUCCGUGGGAUACCUCAGAGACCAGCAGUUAUGACGUGACACUGGACACAUGUACACAAAAAAAGCCACUCCUUGCUAGACUAUUGUUGGGACACAGCAGGGAGGCAUGAGAAAUAAAGAUGUGAAACUUAGGACUGGACACUGUGAAUUUAGCAGGGUAAUAGAGCAAACUAUGUCAAGUCCAAAACAAUAACAAUCUUUGUGACUCAAAUGAGUCUGUGUACUGUAUCAGAAAAGGCACAUGCAAAUUGUGCAAUUCUAUACAAGCUCAUUAUGUAUACCCAGCAAAUUCACAGACUGAGGCAUGACAGCCAUGAGAAUUUUUUGCAUAUUUUGCACAAGCACAUGUUUUUCACACAUAUUCCAAAUAAACAACAAUUGUCAAAAUA